Messenger RNA from Dendrobium catenatum, 1170 nucleotides. RefSeq lists its product as uncharacterized. Lineage: Eukaryota; Viridiplantae; Streptophyta; Magnoliopsida; Asparagales; Orchidaceae. The transcript has a single exon. The coding region runs from base 217 to 957 and encodes 246 amino acids. The record is from RefSeq and is a predicted model, not a curated record.
UCAACUGAAGUCACCCGUUAACUAAAACAGAAAAUUUGGAACAUCCUAACGCAGUUCUCGAAUAAAACUGUAUAACAGCCGCAAAAAGGAAAAAUCAGAGAGCCCCCAAAUUUCUCGGCUUUGAACUCGAAGCAAAGAAAUCGAUCGAUCGAUUGAUUGACUGACAGAUGUUUCCAGAACCCUAAUGGUUUGAUUCUUUGCUUGCUUGUAGUACUGAUGACGUGCAAGCGACACCCUUACGAGGUCGGCGUCGGCGUUUGCGCCACCUGUCUCCGGGAACGUCUUUGCGCCCUCAUUGCCGCCCAGAACAAGCUCGCCUCCGCCGCCGGGGAUGCUCAGACCUACCCUACUCCGCGCAAUCCUCAGCUCUCAUUCCCCAGAUCCACUUCCCCCUACUUCGCCCACCGCAGAUCGGUUUGCUCCGAUGGCCCUGCUAUCAACCGCUUCUUCACCACUCCUCCCGCCGGUAAUCUCUCGCGCCGAAAACCUCAUUCUCUCUGGUCUUCAGUCUUCGGACCUCCCAGAUCUGAGUCGUCGGAGCCCCGAUCGUCCUUUUCGUGGAUCUCCACCCUAAUCCGGAGAAAGAAAUCGCGAAAAUCGUUCGAGGCGGCCGGAUCGCCUCCGCCCUUGGAAAGAGGGAUGUCACUUGCGCGGUACCGUGACGAAGAUGACGGAGGAGACUCCGACUACUCUUCCGAUUCCUCCACCGUUGGUCGGCUGCCGGGACCUACGCCAAUUCGGCCUCAGGCGGCCCGGCCUCACCGGACCGGCGACGGCGCGGGUCGAGGAUUUUCUGGAUUCGCGGUUUGCCUGAGCCCCUUAGUUCGUUCGAAUCACAACCGCCGGCGGGCCGAGCCAGUCAACGAUCAGAUUCGUCGCCACGUGUCUUUCGGAGACAACCGGUCGGUCGGAGUUAAUCGGUCCAGAAAGCUGGCCGAUUUUGGUCGGUUUAAAUGACGCUUUUGCCCUCCUUCAACAGCUUGAUUUUUUUUUGUAAUUUUUUUAAUAUGAAAAAAUUAUUAUUGUAUAGAGUAUAGACAGAGAGAUGGGGAGAGGUCUGCGCCAAUUAAAUGGCUUAUGGUGGGGUUGAAAAUGUCAGAGGAGGAUUCAGAGAAUUUUAUAGGUUUUUAAUGCCUUCCAUAAUUUCUUUGAAUGAAGAAUUCAAAUAAA